Messenger RNA from Acanthoscelides obtectus, 375 nucleotides. Lineage: Eukaryota; Metazoa; Arthropoda; Insecta; Coleoptera; Chrysomelidae. The record is from the annotation of a GenBank genome assembly.
CUUGUUUGUAGUAGCCUUGUAGUAAGAGUGAGUCAUCGCCUGUGAAUCUGUCCGUGUUCCGUGUUUUUGCCGCCACUAUUAGUUUAUGUGAAAAUCGCUUUUAUCCUCGUGCGCUUGAUUAUCUUAUGUUUUUUAGACUUUUAUUAAAUUAUGGUGAGACAAAAGUGUUUUUUGUGUAAGGUUGAGGCUGGAAAAGCAGGCAUUAAAGGGAUAUCUUUUCUCAGACUACCUGCAAAUGAAAAGCAGAGAGAGAAAUGGAUAACUUUCUUGGAACUUACCGAGCUAGAACCUCAAUCCCACAAAGAUGUUUCAAUGUGGAAGAUUGGCCAUCAUCAAGUUCUUCUAACACUUGGAGUGCCUAACCUAAAACAGUGA